UGCUCUCCCCCCCGCCCCAGAUUCCUCUGAAGGUCGCCGCUACCCCUUCUCCAGGCCUUCUCCAGGCCAAGCACGGUGCGGCCUCUUACCCCCUGACCCCGCGUUGCACAGUGCCGGAGUAGUGCCUCCCUGGGUGUGAACCCUUGCGUCCCUGCCCCUGGGCGGGGACGGGCAGCGACCGUGCGGGGAGCGGAGGCGGCGAGUGCGUAGCUGGCUCAGUUCGCUAGCCGCAGCGCCGCGAGUUCCCCGGCGAGCCGCCGCCGCACAUCGCAGCGCCGCUUGGCUCCGCCGCCAGGCCCAUCCCGCAGCUCCGCUCACAGGCAGCAGCCGCCGUCGCCGCCAUGGCGGAAGUUCAUAGACGUCAGCAUGCUCGGGUUAAAGGAGAAGCCCCCGCGAAAGCCUCCACACACAGACAUGAGGAGGAGCUGGGGAUGGCGUCGGCCGAAACGCUGACCGUGUUCCUUAAACUGCUGGCCGCCGGAUUUUACGGCGUGAGCUCCUUCCUGAUCGUGGUUGUGAACAAGAGCGUCCUUACCAAUUACAGAUUUCCCUCCUCACUAUGUGUUGGUCUUGGCCAGAUGGUGGCCACAGUGGCAGUUCUCUGGGUGGGAAAGGCGCUCAGAAUAGUCAAGUUUCCUGACCUUGACAGGAAUGUACCUCGAAAGACGUUUCCACUACCUCUACUAUAUUUUGGGAACCAAAUCACGGGACUGUUCAGCACAAAGAAACUGAACUUGCCAAUGUUUACAGUUCUGAGAAGGUUCUCCAUCCUGUUUACAAUGUUUGCUGAAGGAGUUUUACUCAAGAAGACUUUUUCUUGGGGCAUUAAGAUGACUGUAUUUGCAAUGAUUAUUGGAGCUUUUGUAGCUGCCAGCUCCGACUUGGCAUUUGAUCUGGAAGGAUAUGUUUUUAUUCUGAUAAAUGAUGUCCUGACAGCAGCAAAUGGUGCAUAUGUAAAACAAAAAUUAGAUUCAAAAGAGCUGGGAAAAUAUGGUCUACUUUAUUAUAAUGCACUGUUCAUGAUUCUGCCCACCCUGGCCAUUGCCUAUUUCACAGGAGAUGCACAAAAGGCAAUGGAUUUUGAAGGCUGGGCUGAUACCCUCUUUCUUCUGCAGUUCGCCCUGUCCUGUGUGAUGGGGUUUAUCUUGAUGUAUGCCACAGUACUCUGCACUCAGUAUAAUUCUGCUCUCACAACUACAAUAGUUGGCUGUAUUAAGAAUAUAUUAAUAACUUACAUUGGAAUGGUUUUUGGUGGAGAUUAUAUUUUCACAUGGACAAACUUCAUUGGCUUAAAUAUCAGCAUUGCUGGGAGCCUGGUGUAUUCCUACAUCACUUUCUCUGAAGAGCAGCUGAGUAAACAGUCAGAGGCCAGUAACAAGCUGGACAUUAAGGGAAAAGGAGCCGUAUGACCAGAGGAUGGCUUAAACUUAAGCAGGCCCAAGUUUUUGAUCACCUCGGAACUCUGGCAGUUUUUUUGUAGAUACUGAGGUGUCUUGAUUAUGGAAGAAAUACCAUUCCUUUGCACUUACACAAUCUGAGGAUUGAUUGCUGCCUUUUAAAAUUUUAUCAUGAGAGAAACUUAUAAUUGACUCUAUUUUAAAUAUGCUGUUUGAAUUAAUUUAUAUCAGACUGGAAAAUGUACCUGGCUUUUUAAUUUAUUUUUCUUCUAUGGUGAUAGUGAAACAUCAGUGUUUUGAAAAUAUUUUAUUCCAUAGUUUGAUAUCCAGGUGUCCCUGAAAGCUGCAUAUAUAAGGUGCUCCAAUAGGAGACUCAUUUUUUAAAUUGUUGCUGCAAGUGUCUGGAAGCAGUUUAGCCUUCAUUCUGCUGAAAAUGCAGCUGAAUGUCUGAUUUCUCUCCUUUGAAUUUUCUUUCUUAUAAUUGCAUUUUCUUCAUAUUGCAUGUCAUUACUGCAUUUGCAAAAGAUGACAACUUUGAUGCUAAGAAAAAUAUCCGUGGAGCUUGGAUGCAUAUUGGUUUCCAUGUUGACUUCCCUGAGAACUUAGGGGAUGAACCGAGUGCAUUCCUUGAAGAUAUGUUGUUCCCUUUUUGUUGUAGAGGGUGGAGCUAGUGAAGGGAUGGAAGAAGUAGGCCUUUUAUUCAUUUAUUUAUCCACCUGCUUUAUUCAUUCAGCUCAAAUGUAUUGAGUAGUAUGUGGCAGGCAUUGUGCUAAGUGAUGGAGAUACAGAGAUGUUUAUGGAAGUAGUUGAAAGCCCUUUCUCCUGCCAUGACUGAGAGUAAGAGGGAGAACUUAGCUCUGUGAAUCAAUUCAGAAGACAUUGUGACUCUGAGCAAGUUGUUUCAGCUCUCAGAAACUGUCAAUCUGUAAAUGAGGUUAGAAGCACCUGCUCUGCCUACCCCACACCAGUGUGAGUACAAAUGCUACAAUGUGAGAUCCAAUGAAUUGAGAAGGGCAUUUUGUAAACCAGUGCAGCUCAUUAUUGGCAGGCAUGCAAGGUGACCUCCUUCUGUAUCCCCAUGUUUCUCUCCUCUGGGUUUGGUGCUACUCUUUGAUCCUCUUUGGAUCAAUAUGACUAGGUCCCUCCCACAUUUCUGAAUUUAUUGGUUUGAGGGGAAAGACUGGUUAGACGUUUCUAAUUAGUAAGGCUUGGUCUUUUUUUGGCAGUGUGUUGGAACCAUCGUCUUCUUGUCUCCUCAUGUGGCAUGAGCAUACCCCCUCCUUUGGACUGUCUCACUUUGUCCCUCCCACCUGUAUCACAUGCUCCUUGGCUUGCUUAUGAGCAUGCCAACUUCUCUCAAGACCAGUGCUGCAUCCCAGGAGAGUGGCUGUGAAUUGGCAUUGCCUGGAUUGCUUCUUGUGGGUGUGUUAACUCAGACACAAUCCUGUAACUCAUCCUAGCGACAUCCAUUGACUCUGCAGAUAUGUGUGUUUUCUCAGACUAGGUGCAGUCAGUGUACAAGAGACUGGGUAUCUUUGAAUUGGUGUACACACUAGCUUCUGUUGAGUUUGGAAUCCACUGGGCUUUCUUGAUCUAAACACUUGGUGUUUUGUUGUCUCAGUAAGGGACCUGGAGGAGGAUUUUGAUUAUUUUUUAUUUGAUACAGAAUUAUAUUGAGGUCAUUUUCAUAUUCAUGUCUCUCCCUUAUUUUGGUUUGUCUUUAUUAAAGCCUGGCCAGUAGUGCUGUGAACCCAGAAUUAGCACUGUGGUCAGCUCCCAUUAGAACAAACUCCAUGUAAGAGGUCCUAGGUUCAUUUUUUUUUCCAACAUCAUCUGGGCUGAGAAAGUUCUUGUGUCAGAUGAGUGUUACUGUCUUUAUUUUACCAAUGAGAAGACAAGACUCAGAGAAAGUAGGUGACUUGCUAUUAAGUCAGAAUCCUUGUUUUUUUCACUGAAUCCUGCUGCCAUUUGAGACAAUCAUGUAUAGUUAUAGCUUCACUAAAUGCACAUGACAGGCUUCUAUACCUCAGGGCCCCCGGCCUAUGCAGAACCUUCUGGCUGACCAGAAGCAGUACAACAACUUACAGCUUUUGCCCUGUCUGUAUCUUGAUUCUGGAAGUCACCUACAACUGUCACCAAAAUGUCAACAUGGGAGAGAGCAGUCUGGAGAAAUUGGGAAUUGAUUGGAGUGACCAGCCAUUUUUGGAAUACGUGUUUUAGAUUAUGUGCAGACCUGGUAUAGUGCACUAGAGGUUAUACCUGGUUCCCUAGCACCUCCCAGAAUCUCUGGAUUUUGCCCCAAUGUUGAAAUCUUACAAAGCCAAAAUUCUUUGACCUACUAUCUCCUGGGUGAAAAAGUAGUAGUCUAGAGUUAAAUCCUUAAUUUGCUCAUUAAGACAGAUGAGCUAGGAGAAUUCUUAAGGCCAAAUUCCUUGAGUAUGGCUUCUCUUCAUGGAGUUAAUGAAAGUGAAGAUCCUCUACUUUGGGCCAUGAAAUGGCCAGUCUGCUUUUACUUAGUGUCAGGUCAAUUUGAAUAAUCUUGGUUUGCCAGACUACACAUUGCCAACAUGUCAGGUGAUUUUUCAUUGUCUCAUGUCACUGCUGCCUUCUUUAGGAGUCAGUACGAUCCAACUUGCAUGUAGAUAAAAAAAACAAAAGUGUAAUGCAAGUUCCUUGUUGUCCUAUUGUAUCAAGAAUCCAUGGAAAGCUUGGGUCAAUAAAACUGAUGCAGGGUCUUCACAGAAAGCAUAGUAGAGCUUUUAGAUUUUGUUGGUUUGGAAUAGUACCUAUGGCCUCAGUUAUUGAGCAAAGAUUUACUGAGCAUCUGGUAUAUGCCAGGCUCUGUGCUAAGCUCUGGGGAGCCUGAAGUAAACAUGGCAUGGUGCUUGUCCUCAAAGAGUAUAUGAUUAUGUAGCCAGAGGUGGUAACUUGGACCCUAGGUGAGAAAAAGAAAGCAGAUGAAAACUGCUAAAGGGUUUUUUUUUUUUUUUUUUUAAUGUGAGAUGACUUAUGUGACUCAUUAUGCUAGUCUUCUAGCUCUGAGGUAAGUGACAGGGCUCUUAGAAUUCUGUGAACAGCCUGGGUCCCUCCUGCCUAUACUACCCAUAAUUAUGUAAUAUUGGUUCCUCUUUAUGGAUAAGUCUGUAAUUGAUUUCAGUGUUCAGAAGCAAUGAGAUAAUGGAUAUAAAAUUACUCAGUACAAUGCCUAGUACAUAGUAGACACUCAGCUAAUGUAAUUACUGUUAUAAUUUCAUGAUGGGACUACAGGCAAAAAAAGAUUCUUUAUUUGUGUUCCUUAAAUGCUAGAGGCCUGAGAAAUGUGCAUGCUUAUUGAAAAUCGUGACCAGGCAUUUCAUUUAUUCUUCAAUGCUUAGAUAAUGGUUUCUGUUUGCUCUCUUUUUUAAAAAAAAGUGUACUGAAUAUUAUUGCGGACACUGUGUGAUGCACAUGGUUCCAUUUAUUUUUAAAGAGGAACAAAGUUACUUUCAUAUUGUAAUGGUAAAUUUCAUGAAAGGAAAAUUAUUUUCUCUAUUAGAGGAAAGUAAUUACAUUUCAAAAUGGUAAUUCAGUUAAGACUUUCCCAGUUUGUCACUGUAAGAUAGCUCCUGUAUAGGCCAGGCAUUCCUUCUUCCCUUCUCUGAAUUAAAUGCACUUGACUACACAGUGCUUCUGCUUUGAGGCUUAUCUUGGUUGUCAGUAUAUGAAUCUCUUGUGCCAUCCUUGUUUUCUGAACCCAUCCUCUGAGUUCUUACAGUUAGGAUGCUGCUUCACAAUAGUACGAGUUGAUAUUCUGCAGGGUUUUUUUUUAAGCUUUGUUUCUUAAAUACUUUUUAAAAAGAAAUCCACUGGUUAGAUUUAUUUAACAAAAACAUUUUUGGAGAUUAUUUUGUUCAUAAAUGUUCUUUCUCAUGCUGAUGAUCAACUGAUUUUGUCUACAAAUAUUGGCUUCUCGCAAUAACUUUUCGACAGUCUAUUUACCAAAUGACUGGUUUAGUGUUUUUAAAAGGUACUGAGGAUUGAGAUAGAUAAAUCAGGUGACAUAAAAAUGAAAAUUAUGUGCCUACGUAUUUUUAUAGAGAUGUUAAAUAAAGACUUUUUUUGAGAA
This is a messenger RNA of Choloepus didactylus (southern two-toed sloth), 5502 nucleotides long. It is a transcript of the gene SLC35D1, whose product is annotated as solute carrier family 35 member D1. Gene Ontology annotation, molecular function: GDP-fucose transmembrane transporter activity; antiporter activity. The transcript has 12 exons. The record is from RefSeq and is a predicted model, not a curated record. Bases 342 to 1409 code for a protein of 355 amino acids. Lineage: Eukaryota; Metazoa; Chordata; Mammalia; Pilosa; Megalonychidae. Gene Ontology annotation, cellular component: Golgi apparatus.